CUACGCUACAAUUUUUACAGUUUCCUAACCUUUCACAACAAACAGAAAUUAAAAAAUUUUAUAACAAAUAAACAUUAGAAAACAAUUAUAAAAAAAUGAUUUCUUUAUCUCGGUUAUCAAUGUUCACUAGGAAUUAUUGUUUUAAAAGUAUUUAUUCAUUAGAACAGUUAUAUCCAAAAGGUAACCCCAGAUUGGUUACUCCAGAAUUCGUACCAGAAGAUCUAAAUGUAAAAUUUACUGGCUUUAUUCCCAUGAAUCAACUCAAAAUUACCUACUCUCAUAGUAGUGGACCUGGAGGACAAAAUGUCAACACUUCAAACUCAAAAGUAGAUCUUCGGUUCAAUGUUAAAAGUGCUACAUGGAUAUCUGAUGAAAUAAAAGAGAAGUUAUCAAUUCAAGAACGACACAGAAUUAAUAAGGAAGGAUUUUUAGUCGUUAAAUCAGAAGUCACCCGUCAUCAACACCUAAACCUUGCUGAUGCUUUAGAAAAAUUACGAGCAAUGAUAAGAAAAACUGUUGCGUCCGAUGAUGUGACUGUUUCUCCAGAAAAUGAAGAAUUGAAAAGGAAACGACAAAUAAAAGCAGCGCGGCAACGUAUUUUUGAAAAACGAAUGCGAUCGGAAAUUAAACAACACAGAAGAGUGUCUAAUGCAGAUAUUGAAUAAAUCUUAAGCCAUUUUGUCAUACAAUUAUUUAUAGAAAAUAAAUUGAUAAAAAUUAUGUACAUAGCAA
This is a messenger RNA of Chelonus insularis, 732 nucleotides long. RefSeq names its product peptidyl-tRNA hydrolase ICT1, mitochondrial. The record is from RefSeq and is a predicted model, not a curated record. Lineage: Eukaryota; Metazoa; Arthropoda; Insecta; Hymenoptera; Braconidae. Gene Ontology annotation, cellular component: mitochondrial large ribosomal subunit. Bases 96 to 665 code for a protein of 189 amino acids. The transcript is spliced from 3 exons. Gene Ontology annotation, molecular function: translation release factor activity, codon nonspecific; peptidyl-tRNA hydrolase activity. Gene Ontology annotation, biological process: mitochondrial translational termination.